Aspergillus glaucus CBS 516.65 is the source of this 1542-nucleotide messenger RNA. RefSeq names its product sugar porter family MFS transporter. The coding region runs from base 1 to 1542 and encodes 513 amino acids. Gene Ontology annotation, molecular function: carbohydrate:proton symporter activity. The transcript is spliced from 3 exons. Gene Ontology annotation, biological process: carbohydrate transport; transmembrane transport. Gene Ontology annotation, cellular component: membrane. NCBI's taxonomy places the organism in Eukaryota, Fungi, Ascomycota, Eurotiomycetes, Eurotiales, Aspergillaceae. The record is from RefSeq and is a predicted model, not a curated record.
AUGUCCUCCUUUCUUGGCCUUCGAGGAACAUCCUUGACACUCGCCCAGCUCAUUCUGGUAGUGUGCCCUGCCUUUCUCCUAUUUGGCUACAAUCAGACGAAUGUCGCUGGACUGGCCACUCUGCCUGAUUGGGUCGAACAUUUCCCUCGCAUCGACACGGCUACAACCCACGGUGCCCAGAAAAGCGACAAUGCCACCAUCCAGGGCAUGGUGAUUGCCACUUUUACCCUUGGGGCUCUCAUCGGAUCCUUCUCGUGCUCCUACACCGCCGAUCGUUUUGGACGGAAGCUGGUCAUUUUGGCUGGGGCGGUAUAUACACUGGUGGGAGAGGUUCUCGAGGCAUCGGCAUUCCAGCUCACCCAGCUGAUUGUCGGUCGAACUAUCCUGGGCAUGGGUGUUGGCAUGCUAAGUGGAACCGUCCCAACGUGGCAGAGCGAAUGCUCCAGUUCACACAACCGUGGCAAGCAUGUUGUUUUGGACGGUGUCUUCAUAUCAAUGGGGUACAUGUUACAGGCGUGGAUAAAUCUGGGCUUCUAUCAGUUCAAAACUGGUCCCGUCACCUGGCGACCCCCAGUCGCAAUCCCCAUCUUCUUUUCUCUUGUGCUUGCAUCAUCUAUCUUAUUCAUGCCAGAGUCUCCCCGAUGGCUAGUUCGACAAAAUCGAGUACAGGCGGCGUACGCCACUCUAGCAGCGCUCAAGGAUGAUACGGAGAAUUCGACCCAAAUCCACCGGGAGAUCACGGCUAUGCAGAUAUCUCUGGAGGAAACCCGCCACACGGCAGCGUCACUGUUAGAUCUUCUCCGCAUGGGCGAAGACCGACUGCUGUAUCGCUUUGGUCUCUGCAUCCUCCUGCAAUUCUAUCAACAAAUGUCAGGCGGAAAUCUGAUCUCGGUCUACUCGACUACCAUCUUCGAGUCUGGCCUGGGAAUUGACUCGGAAACAGCUCGUAUCCUAAGCGGAGGCACCCUGACCUGGAAGUUUCUCUCUUGCUUUAUAGGGUUCUUUGCUAUUGAUCGAUUCGGACGCCGCUUUGUGCUUAUGCUCAGUGGUACUGGCAUGGCUACGUGCAUGAUGGGACUAGCUAUUGCGACAUAUUUCCCGACGUCGAACUAUGGCGCACAGGUAGUCAGUGUGUUGUUUGUGUUCCUGUUCAACUUUUUUAUUCCGAUUGGAUUCCUGGGUGCCAAUUUCCUGUACUGCACUGAAGUGUCCCCGACGCGGUUGCGGGUGGCUAUGUCUAGUAUCUCGACUGCAAACCACUGGUUGUGGAACUUCGCUGUAACAAUGAUUACGCCCGUGGCCAUCGACACAAUCGAGUACCGAUAUUACAUUGUGUAUACAUGUGUUGGAUUCUGCAUUCCACUAUCCGUAUACUUCCUGUAUCCGGAGACCGCGGGACGAAGCCUCGAAGACAUCGACCGAAUGUUCCGUGACAGCCCGAGCGUGCUGUCGUGCGUCAAGUACAUGAAGGAGACCGAUCAGUCCGUUAUGGCUAAUGUAGACGAGGAAAAGGAGGUAGUCGAGCAUCGAGAGUCGGUGUAG